GCGGCGGCGAGGGGGGCGGCGGCGGCGGCGGCCAUGGCUCCGUUCCCCGAAGAAGUGGACGUGUUCACCGGCCCUCACUGGCGGAUGAAGCAGCUGGUGGGACGCUACUGCGACAAGCUUUCAAAAACCAACUUCUCCAACAACAAUGAUUUCCGGGCUCUUCUUCAGUCUCUGUAUGCCACCUUCAAGGAAUUCAAAAUGCACGAGCAAAUUGAAAAUGAGUACAUCAUUGGCUUACUUCAGCAACGCAGCAGGACAGUGUACAAUGUGCACUCUGACAACAAACUCUCUGAGAUGCUCAGUCUCUUUGAGAAAGGGUUGAAGAAUGUGAAGAAUGAAUAUGAGCAGUUAAAUUAUGAGAAGCAACUGAAAGAGAGGUUGGAAGCUUUCACCAGGGAUUUCCUUCCUCACAUGAAAGAGGAAGAAGAGGUUUUUCAGCCAAUGUUGAUGGAAUAUUUUACCUACGAAGAGCUCAAGGAUAUUAAAAAGAAAGUGAUUGCGCAGCACUGCUCUCACAAGGACACUGCGGAACUCCUCCGAGGCCUUAGCCUCUGGAAUCAGGCUGAAGAGCGGCAGAAGGUUUUUAAAUAUUCUGUCGAUGAAAAGUCAGAUAAAGAAACUGAAGUGAUAGAGCACACCACCAGUAUCACUCAUCUUCCUCCUGAAGUAAUGCUGGCGAUUUUCAGUUACCUUAAUCCUCAGGAGCUUGGUCACUGCAGUCAAGUAAGCACUAAAUGGUCUCAGCUGACUAAAACUGGAUCCCUCUGGAAACAUCUCUACCCUGUUCACUGGGCCCGAGGCGACUGGUAUAGUGGCCCUCCUACUGAACUGGAUACAGAACCUGAUGAGGAUUGGGUGAAAAAUAGGAAAGAUGAAAGUCGUGCUUUUCAGGAGUGGGAUGAAGAUGCGGAUAUAGAUGAAUCUGAAGAGUCUGUGGAAGAAUCAAUGGCCAUUAACAUUGCCCAGACGGAAAAACGUUUACUCCAUGGAUUGAUUCAUAACAUUCUACCACAUGUCGGCACUUCUGUCAGAACUGUAGUGUUAGCGUAUAGCUCUGCAGUUUCCAGCAAAAUGGUUAGGCAGAUCUUAGAGCUUUGUCCAAAUCUGGAGCAUCUGGAUCUUACCCAAACAGCUAUUUCAGACUCCGCCUUUGAUAGUUGGUCUUGGCUGGGAUGCUGCCAGAAUCUUCGUCAUCUGGAUCUAUCAGGAUGUGAGAAGAUAACGGACGCGGCUUUAGAGAAGAUUUCCCGAGCUCUGGGCGUCCUGCCAUCCCACAAAAAAGGAGUUCUGAAAAUUUGCAGAAGCAAAGGUGCAGCACCUACGUGGAAAAAUAAAGACAUCGCCAUUCAGCCCUCCAAGAAAUAUACAUGCUUGCACGACCUGACUAACGAGAGCCUUGUCAGAGGUGCAGAUAACGAACAUCAUUGGAGUAAACCUGUUACUUCCGAAAAUCUGAAUUCGGCUUACGUGUGGAUGUUAGAUGACGAAGAUCUGGCCGACAUUGAAGACACGGUGGAAUGGAGACACAGAAGUGUUGAAGGUCUUUGUGUAAUGGAAACAGCAUCCGGUCUCUGUUCUUCGUCUGGUUGCUACAGUAAGGACAUCAUUGGGUUAAGGACUAGUGUCUGUUGGCAGCAGCAUUGUGCUUCUCCUGCCUUAAUGUAUUGUGGUCACUCGUUUUGUUCUACGGGGACAGCACUAAGAACUAUCCGCGCACUCCCCGAGCCCUCUGGACUGGGUAAAAUAGCACCAAGGACUAGACAGUCUGAGGGAAAAGACUCAAUACACUCUGGGAGUGAAAACUCUGAUCAAGAGACUGGACGUGUACUUCUGUUCCUCAGUCUAUCUGGAUGUUAUCAGAUCACCGACCACGGCCUCAGGGUGUUGACCCUGGGAGGAGGCCUGCCUCAUCUGGAGCAUCUUAACCUUUCGGGUUGUCUCACUGUAACUGGUGCCGGGCUGCAGGAUUUGGUGUCAGCAUGUCCUUCUCUGAACGACGAACACUUUUACUACUGUGACAACAUCAACGGUCCUCAUGCCGAAACCGCCAGUGGAUGCCAGAAUUUGCAGUGUGGUUUUCGAGCCUGCUGCCGUUCUGGCGAAUGACCCUUGACUUCUGAUCUUUGUCUACUUCAUUUAGCUGAGCAGGCUUCCUUUCAUGCACUUUACUUACCGUACAAUACACCUCUUGUGUUAACAAUCCUUUUGGGUGUGACUUGUUUUACUUGGGCCCCUUCCUCUAAUAACUUCAGCAGUCUUCAACCCACAGUAAAAUUGUACAGUGUUGUUACAGUUUCUCACACAAAUGUCAUUUGGGUAUGGAAAGGUAGGCUUUUGGGUAGCAUGGGGGAACCGUCUCAUCAGGUUUUUUUUUUUAUUUUGGGCGGGAGGAGUGGGGUGGGGGCGGGCAUCAUCUGCUGGAAAGGGCCCUGGACUCUAUUUUGGAUUGUUCUGAAGUGGGACCCUCUGUUUCUCUAGAAUCUCCAAAUAACCUGCACAUGCUUUGCAGAGUACUUCUUAAGAUGUGUGUCAGAAACACUUUCCAAACCCUUCCUUCCCAUGCAAAAUUAGGGUUACCGGUCGCUUUCCCCUAACAUUCACUUCCUCGAGAUGCCAUCUGUCAACCCAGAUUUAAAGUAGUGCUUAAAGAAAUCUUGACCAUGGUUCCCGAAAACCGGCUCUGUACUUCACUCAGCCGGAGCCCUGCAUCUGGCGUUUCAGAGGGGGGGCCUGUGUUUCCACCAAAUCGAGUUAGAAAUUUGCGAUCGUAGGAACAAAUGUAUAAACAGAAAACUACUUGGAGGACUUCACUGAUACCUUGUUUUUUAUUUGAAUGUUGAAGUCAUGUUAUCCACAGGUUUAAUUUCAUGUGAAAAUAAGGACUAAAGUUUCUUUGUCUCUUGGUCUUCAGUACAGCUCUUGAGCCUUAUAAAUAAAUACUCUUUGUUGAA
Messenger RNA from Tachyglossus aculeatus (Australian echidna), 2951 nucleotides. RefSeq names its product F-box and leucine rich repeat protein 5 (gene FBXL5). The record is from RefSeq and is a predicted model, not a curated record. The transcript has 11 exons. Bases 34 to 2106 code for a protein of 690 amino acids. Gene Ontology annotation, molecular function: protein binding. Gene Ontology annotation, biological process: SCF-dependent proteasomal ubiquitin-dependent protein catabolic process; intracellular iron ion homeostasis. Gene Ontology annotation, cellular component: SCF ubiquitin ligase complex. Lineage: Eukaryota; Metazoa; Chordata; Mammalia; Monotremata; Tachyglossidae.